Messenger RNA from Marchantia polymorpha subsp. ruderalis, 1656 nucleotides. The record is from the annotation of a GenBank genome assembly. Lineage: Eukaryota; Viridiplantae; Streptophyta; Marchantiopsida; Marchantiales; Marchantiaceae.
ACGAUCCGAAUUACAAAUGAAUAAAAUGAGGAAGCCCGGACGUGCUUUCUGCACUGGUGUGUAGUUCAUUCGGUGCGUGGGUCCAUAGCUGUGGGAUCUGAAAUCCCCGCAGUGUCUCGCGUGUCGAAAAGCAUCAAGGGCUCUCGGUCCUUUUUCCGCAUCUCUGCCUAAAGCCCUCGACUUCACAUCACACAUUAUCAUGGAAGUGCUUGCGCUGCGCUCGCUCUCGCUGCUGCUGCUGCUGUGCAACACCUUAAUGUUGUAUGGGAGAGCUGUUGCUGACAGAUCGUCAGACUGCUUUCACAAUCUCACGGGACACAAGUCAGCAACAGUCAUUCCCUCUUAUACUCUUGAAGCGACGCAUGCAGCAAAACUCGAUGACCAAAAUGAAAGGGACCGAAUUGUAAGUCGGAAACUUCUCGCCGACAUAUCCCCUCCAGGAAUGUGGACAGCCACCGACGAUGAAGACAGGACAAGCAACAAAAGGCGGCUUCUUACUGCUGAUGAUUUUGACACUUGAGUUGAGUUAAGGUCCUGCAUGAAGAACGUUCAGUGCGUUCUUGAUGGAACAAUCUGAAAUGUGAUCUCGACAAAUUCGUUUGACAUUCGGGUAAAAGAUUCCACAUGGCCAUUUACACUUGGACGAUUAUGGAGGAUCUGCAUACUGGUUUUGCUUCAUUUGUACAUAGAUGCAAAGACAACGAAGAGCUCAAUCUGGAAUGAUAUUGUGAAUCGUCGUCGCGGUUGCUGAUCGUGUCUUGAUAGCAUAGCAUGUUAUUCAUUCAUCAUACUGGCCUAGCCUAGUUCACCAUGAACUGAAAGUGUGAGUGACAUGGUUGAAUUGCAUAACCGCUAUGUGGAGAGAUCAACAAUAUUCAAAUCAAAAUUUCAUUUAAUUAGCUGACAACGGAUUGGGACGAGGAAUGUGGAUGAAUCUGUUGCAAAAUAUGGAAGCACUGUACCUCAAGUUUCUGUAGCCUGCCAUUUGAUUCAGCUCCCAUGCAUGAAGACUUCUCCGACGACAUGUCCAACACAUUUUAAAUUUUUUGUUUAUGCAUAAAUUUUUAUUUUCUUUCAUGUUAGGUAUGUAGUUCCCGUCACAGGGUAAAAAGGCUUUACGCUUCUAUGCCAUGAAGCCUUUUACAACAGAUAAAGUGUUCAUUCGCCGGCUGUAAAUGUGCGUAAUGUUAUGAUCAGUUUAAUGAACGUGAUUACACUGUCAUAGAAGCUAAUUCUUCGGAGUUUGUGUUAAUCUGGAAUACAAGACUCGAGUGAUAGAAACUUUCGUUGAAAUAUGUUCGGAGUGAAGUAUGUACAAUGUAAUAGCUUUGCCAUUGCCAUUUGCAUUUGUCUUUGUUUCUAAUCUGAACUGGAAUGUACUUACGAGGAACUUUGAGCACGCCACAAGUUGCAGAUCGACAGAUAGGAAGCUGAGUACGAGUAUGCACAACUCCUUUUUUACAUUCAAUUGCCUCGUGCAGCAGCUGCAGUAAUGUUAGAAAGGUUCUGCGGUCUAGUUCUAGAAUCUAGCUGUCUGAGUAUUUCAAACUUUUUGCCUUUAAUCACCGAAAAACUUUUUCUGUACUUACAAGGUUACAAUAUAAAGGUUUGGAACCGCCAGUAUUGUUAUGAACUUUGUGCUUCAAUCGCUACCUU